GUCACGAAUGCGGACAAGGGAGUUAUCGACGUGGAGUCGAUGCACAGGCGCAUUGAGAAGGCGGUGCAAAGAGGCAACCAAGUGCUCGCGAGCGGGGCCAUGCUGUUCCAGCAAAAGGCAGAGAUGUUUCCGGGAAGCAGCUUCGUAGUUGGCUUCGACACCUACAGGCGCAUACUCGAUGCGAAGUACUACGCUCCAGCAGGCUGCUUGGAUGGAAGCUCUCCCGUCCAGCAACGAGAAUGGACUUUGAAUGCCUUGCGGCAGCUGCACAGCUGCCGAGUACAGUUCGUAGUUGCUGGUCGCAUGGAUAGUGGCGACUUCAAGACGAUAGUCACGCAUCCGAUCAUGGACCUGCCGCAGGACUUGGCCGGCAUGUUUCGAGAGUUACCAGAUUUCCGCAAUGACAUUUCAUCCACAGCGCUGAGACAAAAAUCGCUGGACACCGUUCCAGUGCUCUAG
Symbiodinium necroappetens is the source of this 459-nucleotide messenger RNA. Lineage: Eukaryota; Dinophyceae; Suessiales; Symbiodiniaceae. The record is from the annotation of a GenBank genome assembly.